AUGAAAAAUGUGUUGGUAAAACUACGCUUUGCUAAGAAAGUUUAUAAUUCCGAGCAAGCCAAAUAUCAGUGCCGUGCCGGGGUUUAUGUUUCUCAGAAGCCAAGAGUGAAAAAUCUUUUGAAAGACAUAACAAGACAAGUCGGAGUAGAGGAGAAGAACUGGGAGAACAAUGCAGAGAUAGAGGCCAACCUAUUUGGGUUCCUUAGACAAAACAAGUACCUGAUUGUUAUUGAUGACAUAUGGGAUAAUAAAACUUGGAAUGAAUUGAAGAAUAGCAUACCGGGUAAUUGUACAAAUGGUAGUGCAUUAAUCAUUACUUCUCGCCAUAAAGAAGUUGACAUCUAUGCAGGUGGAGUUGAUGGCCUGCCACUCAAAAUCAUCACAAUGGCUGGUCUCCUAUCAACAAAAGAGAGGAUAGAACAUGCAUGGAAAUUCCCAGCAAGUGAACUGAUAAACAUAUGGGUAGCCAAGGGCUUCAUACAAGCCCAAGAAAACGAUACCCUUAAAGAUGUAGCAGAGGAUUACCUAACUGAGCUAAUUGGUAGGUACUUGGUUCAAAUUGAUAAAAGAAGAUUUGAUGGAAGAAUUAGAAGCUGCCGCAUCCACAAUGUUCUUCUCAGCCUUUGUGUUUCAACUGCCAAGAAAAACAACUUUUUCAGUACUAGUCAAGGUGAUGAUUCUGUUUUAGACACCAGAGUUUGUGGAGUUGCCAUUCAGCGUGGUAGUAUCUGUGAGUACAUUUCUCAAAACCAGCAACUCAAGCUCUGUGCUCUGCUAUGCUUCAACAGAGAAAAAGAGAACUUGGAAAGGCCGCACUUGGAACAUAUUGAUAAGGGGUUUGAAUUUCUUCGGGUGCUCCGCUUGAGAGAUUGA
Ilex paraguariensis (yerba mate) is the source of this 873-nucleotide messenger RNA. Lineage: Eukaryota; Viridiplantae; Streptophyta; Magnoliopsida; Aquifoliales; Aquifoliaceae. The record is from the annotation of a GenBank genome assembly.